AUGAGUGAUGUGCCCUCCUGGCUGCACUAUGAACACUAUGAACUGUUGUCCCCGACCCCAGCAAGUUUCCCCAGGGGCCCCUCAGGCACGGGGCUGCUGCCCGUAGCAGGCCACGUGGAACAGGGUACGGCCCUGUGCUUCGUGGGCCUCCUGCUGCUCCUCCUGCUCUUCCUAAUAGUACGCUGCAUCCGCAUCCUGCUGGACCCCUACAACAGUAUGACUGCCACCUCCUGGACCAACGACCCCAGGGACCCGUUGGAGAGGGGUCAGAUUGACUAUGCCCUGGUGUAG
Molecule: messenger RNA, 291 nt
Organism: Oncorhynchus masou masou (cherry salmon)
Lineage: Eukaryota; Metazoa; Chordata; Actinopteri; Salmoniformes; Salmonidae
Product: cortexin-1-like
Exons: 1
Coding region: 1-291 (96 amino acids)
Source: RefSeq, a predicted model, not a curated record